UCCCUAGCCCCGCCUCCUGCUCCCUCUGGUUAAGUCUGGGCGCAGCCUCACUCCUCCGGAGUUCUGCCCCAGCGACUGAGACUUAGCCUUGGAUCCGGCAGUUCAGGCUCAGCAUGCGGGCACUCAACAUCACCGCGGAGCAGUUCUCCAGGCUGCUGAGUGCUCACAACCUGACUCGGGAGCAAUUCAUUCAUCGCUAUGGGCUGAAGCCGCUGGUCUACACUCCCGAGCUGCCUGCACGCGCUAAACUAGCCUUUGCGCUGGCGGGAGCACUCAUUUUUGCCCUGGCGCUCUUUGGCAACUCUCUGGUGGUCUACGUGGUAACCCGCAGCAAGGCUAUGCGCACCGUCACCAACAUCUUCAUCUGCUCCCUGGCGCUCAGUGAUCUGCUCAUCGCCUUCUUCUGCAUCCCGGUCACGAUGCUCCAGAACAUCUCCGACAAGUGGCUGGGUGGUGCCUUCAUCUGCAAGAUGGUGCCAUUUGUCCAGUCCACUGCCGUUGUGUCAGAAAUCCUCACUAUGGCUUGCAUUGCUGUUGAGAGGCACCAAGGACUCGUCCAUCCCUUUAAAAUGAAGCGACAGUACACCAACAGAAGGGCUUUCACAAUCUUGGGUGUGGUCUGGUUGGUGGCCAUCAUCGUAGGAUCACCCAUGUGGCACGUGCAGCGACUUGAGAUUAAGUAUGACUUCCUAUAUGAAAAAGAGCAUGUCUGCUGCUUGGAAGAAUGGGCCAGCCCCGUGCACCAGAAAAUCUACACCUCCUUCAUUCUUGUCAUCCUCUUCCUCCUGCCUCUGGUGGUGAUGCUCGCCCUCUACAGUAAGAUCGGCUAUGAACUCUGGAUCAAGAAGAGAGUUGGAGACAGCUCCGUGCUUCAAACUAUUCAUGGAAAAGAAAUGUCCAAAAUAGCCAGGAAGAAGAAGCGGGCUGUGGCUAUGAUGGUGACAGUGGUGGCUCUCUUUGCUGCGUGCUGGGCACCUUUCCAUGUCGUUCACAUGAUGGUUGAGUACAGUGAUUUUGAAGAAGAAUACGAUGAUGUCACAAUCAAGAUGGUUUUUGCUGUAGUACAAAUAACUGGGUUUUUCAACUCCAUCUGUAAUCCCAUCGUGUAUGCGUUUAUGAAUGAAAACUUCAAAAGGAACUUUUUGUCUGCAGUCUGUUAUUGCAUAGUAAAAGAGAGGUUUUCUCCAGCGCGGAAGCACGGAAACUCAGGAAUUUGGAUGACACAGAAGAGACCCACGUUAUCACGACAGCAGCGUCCAGGAGAGGAAACCAAGGGAGAUGCAUUCGUUGACACCAGCAUUGAAGUCAAACUCUGUGAGCAGAUGGGAGAGAAAAGGCAGCUCAAGCGACAACUUGCUUUCUUUAGUUCUGAACUUUGUGAAAACUCAAUAGUAGGCAGUGGACAUGAAUUGUAAUGGUAUCUUCAUAAUUAGGAUCGUUUGUAUGAAAAGCUAUUUUGAGCAAAGGUCAAAGACUGUUUCUUAAAUGAUGACAAGAAGGGAAACAAGGUAUGUUUUCCAUUUAAACUGACAUAAUAAAUGGAACUAUAACUUUGAAAAAUUACUAAAGCAGCUUUGUAGAUUAUUAGAGUAGAUUUAUUAGAGACAUCAUACAUAAAGCAAUGACGUUGGCAGCAGCUUUUAUCCAUGUAGUCAAUGUAAUGUGACUUUCUGUGUAUUGCUAAACUGGGGGGAAAUUAUUCAAAUUAUAUCAUCAUCUUUGCCUAUUGAACAGCUGAAUACCAUAAUGUAAUUUAUAGCAUACUGUCGAAGUUGGGGUAAAAAAAAAACUUUGCAAUUGACGUUUUGCCAUAAUAAUAGUCAAAGAAGAUGGAAGAAUCAGGCCAAUGACAAUAAAACUUAACAGACAGAUGCCACACUCCUGUGAGCUGCCAUCUCUGCGGGGACAAUCACCUCAUCUUCUCACGUCUCUGCCUGCUCCUGUAUGGAUGGAGAGUUACCCUCGCUUACUUGGUAGAGAAGUGAAACAAACUGACUGGAAAGGGAGGCACUUUUCACUCUCCAGUGGUGACCUCCAAGGCCCAGCCCUGCUCCUUCUCUUUAGCUCUCCUUUUCUUCUCUGCUUCCCUUUCUGAGAUUUCUUCCAGCUCUGCUUCUCUUCAAAAGAAAGGCUGGGUAGCCUCAUUUAUUGAGUAGAUAGAUAGAUAGAUAGAUAGAUAGAUAGAUAGAUAGAUAGAUAGAUAGACAGACAGAUAGAUAGUCAGAUAUUUAUCUCUUUUGGCACUUUAUUUUCUCUCACUAGUGAGAUGAAGGAUUUUUUAAAAGACUUUCUCAGUAGUAGACUAAUGAUGAAGGCUUGAGGCAUCCCAAGCCUGUGAAAUAUUGCUGUGUCCAAGACUAACCUCCAAGAGGCUGGUCAGGAAGAACAGAGCUCCCCGCUAGCUCAGCCCCUCACUGCUGUGUCCCAUGUGUCAGAACUCCAACUGCCACUAUCAGCCCUCAGUUGCCUUCCCAGCAGAUGAGAUGCUCAAAGCCCGACCACAGCCUCGCUGCCUAAAUGUUUCUUCUGCCUCUGGUUUUCAAUUACUCAUUUCCCAUCUGAAGAACUCAAAAUAUUUUAUGAUCUAAGCUUUAAGAUUUGGAAAUCAAAGAGCACAAAUGUCUUGAGUUUUCUUAGCUACAGGCAUUUUAUUUCACGUGCGUCAAUGGCGGGCUAUUGAAAAGGAGAGAGGUGAAACAGAGUGUAGGAUAAGAAAGACAAAUCACAUGACACAGGAAAUUAGCAAAGUAAAGGAAGGGAAACUUAUUUGUUUUUUAUGGAUCACUUUUGUAAACUGUCAUAAUUCUUUUUGUCCAGUUACAAUGAUCACUACACUAAUGAAUCCUCAAAAAUGAACCUGAUGUGCUGAUUUUUGUUAUCUUAACUGCUAAAUAUUCAUAUGACUUCAGCUAUGACAAGGAAAAGUUGUAUUGUUAUGUAUUUAUCCAUAAAUAAAUAAUAAACUCAAAGUAGAAAGCCAGCCCUGAUGACUCCUAACCGAAGAAUGACCACAUGGACAAUGUUACAUCA
Messenger RNA from Mesocricetus auratus (golden hamster), 3030 nucleotides. RefSeq names its product pyroglutamylated RF-amide peptide receptor. The record is from RefSeq and is a predicted model, not a curated record. NCBI's taxonomy places the organism in Eukaryota, Metazoa, Chordata, Mammalia, Rodentia, Cricetidae. The transcript has 6 exons. Gene Ontology annotation, molecular function: peptide binding; neuropeptide Y receptor activity. Gene Ontology annotation, biological process: G protein-coupled receptor signaling pathway. Gene Ontology annotation, cellular component: membrane. The coding region runs from base 114 to 1415 and encodes 433 amino acids.